UUCAAACCCUUAUUGCAUCAGAACUGUAAAUUAUGUCCAAAACUGCAAAGAAAGUUAUCUUAGCUUAUAGUGGUGGUUUAGAUACAUCCUGUAUACUAUUAUGGUUAAAGGAAAAAGGAUAUCAAAUAAUCGCUUAUAUGGCAAACAUUGGACAACAGGAAGAUUUCGAUGCCGCUAGAGAAAAGGCGUUACGAAUCGGUGCUGUCAAGGUGGUAAUAGAAGAUCUUAGAGAAGAUUUCCUAUCUUCAUUUGUAUGGCCAGCUAUUGCAUGCGGACUGAUUUACGAAAAUAGGUACUUACUAGGCACAGCAAUCGCUCGGCCAUGCAUCAGUGAAGGUCUGAUAAGAAUUGCAAAGAUUGAAAAUGCCUCGAUAAUCGCUCAUGGUGCCACAGGGAAAGGUAAUGAUCAAGUUCGUUUCGAGUUGAGUUGUUACAGCCUUUAUCCUGACAUUCAGAUUCUUGCACCUUGGAGGGAGAAUGAAUUUUACACACGAUUCAGAGGAAGAUCAGAUUUGAUAAAAUAUGCACAACAAAAUAAGAUCCCUGUUUCAGCGACACCAGAGAAACCAUGGAGCACUGACGCGAAUCUGUUGCAUAUUAGUUAUGAAUCGGGUAUCCUAGAAAAUCCUGCCACAGUGGCACCGAAAGAAAUAUAUAAAAUGACCAACGAUCCAUCAGAUUCUCUGGCGGAACCGGAUGAAAUCGAAAUUAAUUUUGAACAAGGCUACCCAUCAUCUGUUAAAAACUUGAAGAAUAAGGAGACGUUUGUCACUCCACUCAAGAUAAUGCAAUAUUUAAAUGACAUUGGUAGUCUUCAUGGCGUUGGACGCAUCGACAUUGUGGAAAAUCGUUUUAUUGGUUUAAAGUCUAGAGGAAUUUACGAAUCACCAGGAUCCAAGAUUCUGCACGAAGCACAUCAAGAUUUGGAAAUAUAUCUCUUAGAUCGUGAGGUUUUAAGAUUGAAAUCUUAUUUGAGCAACAAAAUGUCCGAUUACGUUUACAAUGGUUUCUGGUUCUCCCCGGAAUGUGAUUUCGUAAGGAAUAGUAUAUUAUAUUCACAAAAAUACGUAACUGGAUCGGUCCGAUUGCAAUUGUUCAAAGGAAAUGUAUCUAUACUUAGCCGACACAGCAGAACUUCUUUGUACAACGAGAAGCUAGUGUCGAUGGAUGUGCAAGGUGGUUUCAAUCCUGAAGAUGUGGAUGGUUUCAUUCGCACACAGGCUUACAGAUUGAAAGAAUUUAAUCGUUUCAAAAGACAGUUUGACGUUGAAGUUGAUACAAUAACGCAUAUUAAAAUACAUUGA
This is a messenger RNA of Eufriesea mexicana, 1304 nucleotides long. RefSeq names its product argininosuccinate synthase (gene Ass). The transcript has 8 exons. Gene Ontology annotation, cellular component: cytoplasm. Bases 33 to 1304 code for a protein of 423 amino acids. Gene Ontology annotation, biological process: L-arginine biosynthetic process; urea cycle. Gene Ontology annotation, molecular function: ATP binding; argininosuccinate synthase activity. Lineage: Eukaryota; Metazoa; Arthropoda; Insecta; Hymenoptera; Apidae. The record is from RefSeq and is a predicted model, not a curated record.